Molecule: messenger RNA, 4749 nt
Organism: Penicillium antarcticum
Lineage: Eukaryota; Fungi; Ascomycota; Eurotiomycetes; Eurotiales; Aspergillaceae
Exons: 2
Coding region: 1-4749 (1582 amino acids)
Source: RefSeq, a predicted model, not a curated record
AUGGGGGUCGACACCCGCAGACCGAUCCUUCCCGCCCCCACAGAGUCCAUCAUCGAUACGGAGAGCGCACUGGGCACAGAUCUGGCAACUGACAUUUCUCGCCGCACAGACAAAACGUCGUACUCAAUCCCAGACGACGGAAGCCCCCUUAUUGUCUCCACCAGGGAUCGCGACGGGACAUCUUAUUCACACUCCCGCCACGACUCUCACACCUCGCUGCUCAUCGAGUACUUCGAGGGCGGAAAAGGCUCCGGCGUCACCUCUCGUCCCAGUGUGCGAGUCCGCGUUACCCCCUCUUCGGCGAGAAAGUCCAAGCGUGACCGAGACCACGUUCAGAUCACCGAGUCCAGUGGAAGCAGCCGCAAGCCGUCCUAUACACACCGCAUAUCACUCCCAUCACCUUCUUCCAAGUCCAAGCGAUUGGAAUCGGGCGCAGCGGAUGAUCAAAGCCUCGAUUCGAAUUCAGCGGAGGAGGGUCACCAGUCUUCUCGUCGCCAUCCGGUAGAAAUUGAUUUCCCUGGCUUCCCUGGCAGUGAAAUGUCUACUCUAUCACACGAUACCCGAUACAUGCCUGUAUCGUCUGAUAUUUCAUCCAUGCCCGCCGACAGUAUGAUGAACGCUUCAUCGGCAGGGCCUCGGCGGAAGCGCAGCUCGAGCCUGGAGCGCGGGUCGCCUCGCGAGGACAAGGAUUUGCUGAAAACACCACGCCGACAGCGAAGUCGCAGCCUAAGCACGGAGCGAAUUGCGCAUCGCGUGGCCGAGAAGCUGACCGAACCGCCCAAGGAGUCGUCGGGCAGAAAUCGAAGCAAGUCUGGCAAAGAUUACCUCGACGCUGAGCCCAAGUCUUCUCGUCGAAAGCACAAGUACGCCGAAGAUGACUAUAUCAGCCCUGAGUCUAGUCUUCUCAGUACAUCCGCUGUUUCUUCGAACCGCAAGUCUGAUCAGUACUCAAUCCGUUCCGGUGCAUCCAAGUCUUCCAUAAACAACCCUAAGCUAUUGGAGACUGUCGAGGAUGCCAUUCGGCGACUGAUACUUCCUGAACUCAAGGAGCUUAAAAAGGACCAAAAAGUUAUGACCAACACAGGAAAGUUCGAGCGGGACAUGGCACGAGAUAUGGCAUCUUAUUCAUCCCAAACAAGCUCUCGGGAUGAGCUGCGUCGAAGUCUGUCCAAGCACGCCAGUGCACCUGAUAUCAUUAAGCCUAAGGUUAUUCUGAACAAGGAUAGCAAAGACGAGGGUAUUGUCCUUUCCGGCGGGUCUGGUCCGCAAACCAAGGAACGCAAGUCAAGCAAAAGCAGCGAAGUUUCCGAGGCAGCCGUUCGCCGGGGCAAUCGUCCUGACUACUCUGAGCAAGACAAGAUCCGAAGACAGAGGAGCAAGGGUCUCCGGGAUGCUCAUGCUGCUGCACGAGUGGGUUCCGCUCUCACCGCUGCUUCCUUGAAGCACCAUGAUUCCAAUUCCAGUCUUGGCAAGUCAGAGCAUCGCCGGCGCAAGAGUGGCUCUCGGAAGAGUACAGAGAGCAUGAACUACAACGAAACCGAACUUGUUUUCCAAAAGCACAACGUUGCCCCUAUGCCGAUGCGCAGCGAGAUCGACUCCGAGUUGACCAGGAACUCGCUACUUUCUGAGCACACUGCCAGUCCCCCUCCCCAGAAGAAAAGCUCCCAGGCGGAACUUUCUCGUGGGUCUGCCAGACAGCUUGCAUCUCCUACCUCUCGCACUCCUACCCGCAACUCUAUUGAGUCCCUCGGCAUGCGUCACGCCAACAAGUCACAUCAUAAUAUCUCCCUGCACAGUGCCUCAGACCGUGACCUACGGGAUAAGAGCCAAUCACCUGGAACAGACACUGGUGAUUGGGCUAUCGCUGCCGCCGCCGCAGCUAACCUUCUUGAUGCCGCUCACCCUACUCAAUACCACGAUGAAACCCACGAUCGUGGCCUGAGCCCUAUCCAAAGUGUUGCCAGCGACAACACCGAGACCCACCACGCCCAAUACCUAACUCACGAGAACCAUAUCGAAGGCAUGCACGAGAUGGAGCCUCGACUUUCCAUUGACUCACUCUCAUCCGCCCCCAGCACCAACCUCGCCAGAUCUACCCGUCAAGGCACCACCCACAGCCACAGCCAGAGUGCGCUUUCCCAGCAGCUCAGUCAGGAUUCACCCGGGCUCGGCUACGAACGCUCGCGCCAACCCGAGGGGAGUGAUAUCUCCUACGGCUACGAUAUAGAGAGUAGACUGACUGCCGACGAUGACAACAGCGAUGUAAACUACAUGGACAAGAUUAAGGAAGGCCAGCAUGUGGGAGUCGGCGUCGCUGCCAACCCUCAAUUCCACCAAGCCAUGGAUGUUGAAUCUAAUGUUGCUUCUUUGAUGGACCCGUCUGUCCUUGAAUCGCAGAUCGAAUCCCAGCUUUCUUCCAUCAACCGCUCCCAAACUGAUCUGGGUCAGCGACCUGGAAGCCGCAGUCCUGAGAAACAGGCAGGUGAAUCCUACCGUGGAAGUCCCCUUAAGCAGCGACAGGAUGCUUCCACUGCCGAUGAAACAUCGUUCCAUCGACGUAUGGGUGCUACUUCACCUCCCCAGAGCGUUACUCAGUCUUACGACGAAAUGGACGACUCGGCUAUUAUGAGCGCCAAUGUUCCCCGUGGACUGGACAGCCCCAUGGCCGAUGCAGAAAGCCAGGAAUCCGAGUCUGAGAUCAACACUAACCCUUCGAUCAUCCAGGGUCCUGCUGGCGGUGCUGCUCAGCGAGAUCACUGGGCAUACAACUCCCGGUCUCCUCCCGUUGAUCAAUAUUACGAUGGCGGUGCUGGACCUCAGGGUCUCAGUGAUGACCAGCAGCGUGGACUUGAUGCUGAAUACUACCAGACUGCCAAGAAUAUCUUUGGCGGUGAAGACUACUAUAACCCCUCCGUCGAAAACCAAGCUCGCCAGCUUUUCGGGACGCCUCCUGGAGCCAAGGACGAGGGCUAUGUUUCCGCUGCUAACCCCAUGUCUCCCAGCAUUGGAACCCCGAAGCAAGGAAGUCGAGGUCUCGCAGGCCCAGAUGCCGCAGGUGUUGCUGCUUUCGAUGAUUCUACUCCAGAAGAUCCUUUCGGACCUGGUCAUCAGCGUCACUUCAGUGGCUACUCCCACGGUGUUGGUUCGCCGCUCUACGACAGUGCCACCGGACGAGGCAUCGAGCGAAUUCAGUCACAGGAUAUUGUGGCUCUCAUGGACCACCUGACUGUUCGCGAUGCCCAGCGAAACGCUAGAGAUACCGAGAUCUUGGUUACUCUGGUUCGCAGUGCGGCAGAGAUGCGCACCUCUUUCGAGCAGAUGAAGAAGUUCAUUGCUGAUCAAGAUGAUCUCAUCAUGGACAACACUGACAGGGGACAUGAGCGCACCCACAAGGCGCUCGGCGGACCCCGUCCUUUGCCUCCCAGUACUUCUCGCAACCGUCAAUUGAACACGGCUGAGGAAGAUGACAAGCGGAAGAACAUCUUCAAGCGUGCUCUCAAGGGCUUAAGCUUGAAGUCAGGCAAUGAUCUGUCUAAGAUUGAGGGCAUGCUGGAGCAACUUCUGGAGGAGGUUGAAUACUUGCGCUCUGGUCAAGAUGGCGUGAGCCCACAACGCACCACUCGACCGACAAGCAUUGAUUCUGCCUAUGAGCCCGCUCAAAACGGUGCUCCUAUCGAGAACAGCCGCGCUGCGUACAUGUCUAGUCCUCACCAGCGCAGAAACUCGGAUCAGCGAGUCAGCACCGUCCACGAGGUAGAUGAAGAAGAUCUUGAGCUCGACGAAGCUGAUGACUAUAUGACCGGGCAUCUCCCAGUGCGUGAGCCACCUCAUCACGAGCGAGCUGGCUCCUUGCCUCUGUCCACCCCUCCUCACAAGCCAGUGGCUGCAGGUGCCCGCAGCACCGAAACAACCCCCAAGGCCGACAAGAGCGACAAAGCCCGCAAGCACAAGUCGAGCAGCUCCUCUAUCUUCCCCAAGAUCUCUCGCUGGUCCAAGUCCACCGCCACCUCCGUGGGCGACAACAUCCGCAACAGCAUCCAGCCCAACCGCAAAGAGCGCCCAACCUCAGACCUCUCCCGCUCGGGAUCAGAUCUGGCCGAGGGCACCUACAAAGGCGACUACUACGACCCCCAAGGCGACGACAGAAUCCGCUCAACCUACACUCUAGACGACCAGCAGGAGAACCGUCCUCCUUCCCCACUGGUCCCAUCCCAGGUCUCCGAGGUCCCCAAAUACCGCGGCCACCGCGGCAGUCUUGAGCUGCAGCACCCCCAACCUCGCCAGGGUCCCACAGGCCGCUAUCAAUCCCGUCUCGAGACCGAGGCCCAAACCUACGGAGGUCCGGUCUCCCCCACAGGCUCGGACCAGUGGGAAUCAAACCCCAGCCUGUCCGCAGUAAACCCCAACCAACAACGCUUUAGUGGCGCCAGCCGUCUAUCCCCCAUUUCCGAUGCAGGCUACUCGGAGACCAGCUCCCGAACUCCCGGUCCACCCCGUCCCCCCAAAGUCAAGGACGAGGGUCCUCUUGUCCCAGAACGUCCUCAGAAGGCGCUAGAGGAUGAAGAGCCUGCUUACGGCGCCAGUGCUGACCGUGUUGUUUCAAGGAGCUCCGCUAUCCGCUCCCCUCCCACACGCAAACCAACAGGCCCGCGCCCCCUCACCUCCGGCGGCGCCUACAGCCCCGGUAAAAUCAAUCGAACUCGCUACAGAGGCAGUCCCAUGCAGGUCGACCAUGAUGAUGAAUAUUGA